Molecule: messenger RNA, 2220 nt
Organism: Syngnathus acus (greater pipefish)
Lineage: Eukaryota; Metazoa; Chordata; Actinopteri; Syngnathiformes; Syngnathidae
Gene: colgalt1a
Product: collagen beta(1-O)galactosyltransferase 1a
Exons: 12
Coding region: 131-1957 (608 amino acids)
Molecular function (GO): procollagen galactosyltransferase activity
Source: RefSeq, a predicted model, not a curated record
CUUUUCCCCCUCUUAUGAUAAGAAUGCAUCCAACGGAGACAAUCUCCGCAUAGCACCUUGUGUGCAUCCCCGUCACCGCUCGCAUAUAUUUAUUAAGACCCCCCACCCCGAUCCCACCCGAGGAAUCAUCAUGACGUACGGCGUCGCUUUGGCUCUGCUGUCCCUGUUGUCCGGCUUCUGCACGCCCUCCCUGGGCUACUUCGCCGAGGAGCGCUGGAGCCCCGAGUCACCGCUUCUGGCUCCUAGGGUAGUCCUUGCCCUCAUCUGCCGCAACUCUGAGCACUCCCUGCCUUACGUGCUUGGAGCCGUGGAACAGCUCAACUACCCCAAAGAGCGCAUCGCUGUGUGGGUGGCGACCGAUCACAACGAGGACAACACCACGGCCAUCCUGCGCGACUGGCUCGUGAAGGUGCAGAGUCUUUACCAUUAUGUGGAAUGGAGGCCAAAGGAGGAGCCCAGUCGAUAUGAGGGCGAAGAUGGUCCCAAGGAGUGGCCGGACACUCGUUACGACCACGUCAUGAAGCUGCGGCAAGUCGCGCUGGAGUCGGCACGGGAGAUGUGGGCCGACUAUUUCAUGUUGAUGGACUGCGACAACUUGCUCACCAACCCGAACGUGCUCUGGAGUCUCAUGAGCGAGAAUAAGACGGUCAUCGCCCCCAUGUUGGAUUCCCGUGCGGCCUAUUCCAAUUUUUGGUGCGGAAUGUCCAGCCAGGGCUACUACAAGCGCACUCCGGCAUACAUGCCCAUAAGGAAGCGGGUGCGAAAGGGCUGCUUUGCGGUGCCGAUGUUGCACUCCACCUUCCUGAUCGAUCUUCGAAAGGAGGCCUCCAGGCAGCUGGCUUUCCACCCGCCGCACCCGGAGUACAACUGGGCCUUCGAUGACAUCAUCGUUUUUGCAUACUCGGCUCGGAUGGCAGACGUGCAGAUGUUCGUGUGCAACCGGGAGACGUACGGCUACCUCCCCGUGCCGCUGCGUGGCCACAAUACUUUGCAAGACGAGGCCGAGAGCUUCAUGCAUUGCCUGAUGGAGGUUGAAGUGCGACAUCCCCCGGUGUUGCCGUCCGAAUAUAUUCCCUCUCCCCUGAAACAACCCGACAAAAUGGACUUUGAUGAGGUCUUCAUGAUCAACCUCCAAAGGCGGACCGACCGCCGGGAACGCAUGCUGAGAGCUCUUUACCAGCAGGAGAUUGACUGCAAGGUCACGGAGGCUGUCGAUGGAAAGGCUUUGAACACCAGUGACGUUGAAAAUAUGGGCAUCCGCAUGCUCCCCGGCUACAGCGACCCUUAUCACGGCCGCCCGCUGACCAAAGGAGAGCUGGGAUGCUUCCUUUCGCACUAUAACAUCUGGAAGGAGAUUGUCGAGCGCGGCCUGCUCACCUCUUUGGUGAUCGAAGACGACCUGCGCUUCGAGAUCUUCUUCAAGCGGCGUCUCAUGUACCUGAUGGGCGACAUCGAGGAAGAAGGACUCGACUGGGAUCUCAUCUACAUCGGCCGCAAGCGAAUGCAGGUGGACCACUCGGAGAAGGCGGUGCCUAAUGUCCACAACCUGGUGGAAGCCGACUAUUCCUAUUGGACGCUGGGUUACAUGAUCACCUUGCAAGGAGCGGAGAAGCUGUUAAGAGCCGAGCCGUUGAAGAGGGUGCUGCCCGUGGACGAGUUUCUGCCCAUUAUGUACAACAAACAUCCAGUGUCCGAAUACAUGGAGCAUUUCGAGACGCGUGACCUGAAAGCCUUCUCGGCGGAGCCCCUUUUGGUUUACCCCACCCACUACACGGGAGACUCGGGCUACAUCAGCGACACAGAGACGUCCACCGUGUGGGACAACGACAAGGUCCGCACGGACUGGGACCGAGGACGCUCAGGCAAAACUCACCAGCAGGGCAAGCUCAGCACCGAAGCCCAGAACUCGGACGUGCUGCAGUCGCCGUUGGACAGCACGGCGCGGGACGAGCUGUGAGCGGAACUCUAUCCAAACAACAGUACUUUUUUGUUGUUGUUGUAAUUUUACACUACAUUGCAUUACAGCGGGAGGAUGUAAAAAAAAAAAAGGUUUUGAAAGUGUUCCGAUGGAAACGGCACUAGACUUGCCACACGGGUUGGCAUUUGCAGUACCCAACGUGCGUCUGUCAUACAGAAAAGAAGCUCUCCAUCUCUUUCUUGGUCCGAAGGUGACGUUACACUGUGAAUUGGAAUUUCAGUCGAGUAAAAGGGUGGAUGCAA